This is a messenger RNA of Nicotiana attenuata, 936 nucleotides long. RefSeq lists its product as uncharacterized. The transcript has a single exon. Gene Ontology annotation, molecular function: nucleic acid binding; zinc ion binding. The record is from RefSeq and is a predicted model, not a curated record. Lineage: Eukaryota; Viridiplantae; Streptophyta; Magnoliopsida; Solanales; Solanaceae. Bases 1 to 936 code for a protein of 311 amino acids.
AUGGUGAAUACUGAAACUCCUGUGGACGCUAGCUCUAGUAAUAAUUCUACGUACAUUCCUGACUCCACAAGUCCUUUAUUUCUCCACUCGUCUUAUAUACCUGGGAUGUGUUUGGUGAGUACUCCAUUCUCUGAGUCGGGGUAUGGAGGAUGGAGAAGAAGCAUGAUAGUGUCUCUUUCUACUAAAAAUAAAAUAGGAUUUGUCGAUGGUUCAUGCCCUAGACCAGUUACCACUGAUGUUGCAAAGCUGCAUCAAUGGGAUAGAUGCAACAAUAUGGUGAUUUCGUGGUUAACUAGCUCACUUUCACCAACUAUAGCUGAGAGUGUCCAGUACUCCGAGACGGCCAAGAGCAUUUGGAAACAAUUGGAGCGUAGGUAUGGGGCUGUGAAUGGUACUAAGGUGUUUGAGAUAAAGAAGGCCUCCACACAACAAGGCUCCCUCGACAUUGCAUCAUAUUUCAAUAAACUAAAAAAACUCUGGGAUGAGCUGGGUACAAUGCGUAAGAAUCAUGGAAAUCGUUGCACGUGUGCUGCAAGAGAUGGUAUUCAAAAGGAUGAGGAGGAGGAUAAGCUUCAUCAAUUCCUUAUGGGCCUAAAUGAAGUAUAUGUGGGAGUGAGAAGCAAUUUGCUAAUGAUGCAACCUCCUCCCACACUAGAUAGUGCAUACAGUACUCUACUUCAAGAUGAAAAUCAGAGGCAAGUUCAACACAUUCCCCAGCUGGUCCCAGAAGCUGCUUCUUUCAAUGUGAAUGCCAACAAUAAAGUUUUUCCUCCGAAUGUCAACAGUAAGGCAUUCCCUCCUAAGCAAUAUACUCAGAAAGUGGAUUUUGAUCAGCCCAAGGGAAAUAUUUUUUGCAAAUACUGUAAAAAGCCUGGACACCUAAUCGAUAAAUGCUACAAGUUACAUGGAUUUCCACAGAAUUUCAAAUUUAAUUAA